UUGACCUAAAGGCGACGUGUAAUAGGUGGGUGUGUGUUGGAGGCUAGUAGUUUGGAGGCAGGUCCACACUACGGAAUAAGCCUCGAACGGUUUGAUCAUCUUCCUGAGGGUCACAGUCUUCACUGCGAGUUGCCUUUCAACAAGAGCGUAGUUCCAGAAAGAUCGAGGCAUGGCUGUAUAUCUUGGGUCUACUGAAUAUGGCUGAUAUAACAGUAUAAUUAAAUUCAUCAAGCCUACUGUCCUAAGAAUGAAUACAGCAGUGUCCCUUUUGUGUGUCAUGGCCUGGUGUCAGAUCAGCUGAUUUGGAAAGUCAUGCCAUUUUCUGCCUCACUAUAAACACUACAGUACCUACCACUUUUCGCUUCUCUCUCCCUGGUCUCCUCUCACUCUCCACACACAGACACAGUAGUAAUGGAUCAAGGAAGAGUCACAGUCGGAGCUACAACCCCAGCUGGGGGCCCAGCCUCUCUCCUACCUCAGUCUCCUCUGAGCUACAGACACCUAGCAGUCGCUGCUGCAGCUGCUUCCACUGCUGGCUCAGAACAGAAGAGAAAGACUGGGAAGAAACACCCAGGGAAGGCCAUUUUAGCUGGUGGAUUAGCAGGAGGGCUGGAGAUCAUGAUGACAUUCCCCACGGAGUACGUCAAGACCCAGCUGCAGCUGGACGAGCGGUCGGCCACCCCUCGCUACAAGGGACCCAUCCACUGUGCCUCCACCACAGUCAAGGAGCACGGGUUCCUUGGUCUCUAUAGAGGACUCAGCUCUCUUCUGUAUGGCUCCAUACCAAAAGCCAGUGUACGGUUUGCAAUGUUUGAGUUUCUCAAGAACAAACUGGCAGACGAGAACGGGAGCCUCUCAAAGCCUCGAACACUGCUGGCAGGUCUGGGGGCUGGAGUGAGUGAAGCAAUACUGGUGGUCUGCCCCAUGGAGACGGUCAAGGUCAAGUUUAUUCAUGAUCAGACUCAGCCCAAUCCCAAAUACAAGGGCUUCUUCCACGGAGUGAGGACUAUUGUCAGACAGGAAGGGAUAAAGGGAACGUACCAGGGACUCACCGCCACCAUUAUAAAACAGGGUUCCAACCAGGCCAUCCGGUUCUUUGUCUACACCUCCAUCAAGAAGUGGAUACAGGAUGGGGACAUCACCAAGGACAUUGGGAGUGUGAAGACAUUCAUUACCGGAGGAAUUGCAGGGGCUGCCAGUGUUUUUGGGAACACGCCAGUCGAUGUCGUCAAGACAAGAAUGCAGGGUCUAGAUGCUCACAAGUAUGCCAAUACAUGGGACUGUGUCAAGAAGAUUGCAAAGCACGAAGGAUUCAAAGCAUUCUACAAAGGAACUACUCCAAGACUAGGUAGAGUGUGUUUCGACGUGGCAAUAGUGUUCACACUCUACGAGAAUGUGAUGAAACUAUUAGACUGGGUGUGGCCUACACCAAACUACUCUUAGCUAUAUAGCCUGAGGGCCAGGGCAGCUCACUAUCUCUCUUUCACCUCUAGUGAUGAAAUUGAUUAUUUAUGUAUAUACAAUAAUCCGAGGAGAGUUUAUCCACACAAUUAUUGGUUAACAGAAACCCUUCCAAUACAAUGGGAAUAAAACGACUUAUACUUAUGCAUUAAUGGAUGGUUGUAGGUAUAUGAACAGAAUGUGGAAAUAAUUUAUGGUUUAUAGAAACCUGAAGCCGUGCAAAAUGAUUAGUUGGUUGUUGUCUGUGGUGGGAUUGGUUAACCUGAAAGCUGUGCAAAAUGACCUAAUAGCACAAAAUGUGACUAUGACAUAAAGUGAUGAGGUUAAUUCAUGUAUCGUCAUCAUCAAAGUUACUGAAAGAGGUCAAAUCACAGUCUUCGAACAUCCACUCACCGCUACCACCCUCACUACCACUGUGACUGUUUUCCUCUCUAAAGUCAUACUCCACUGUACUACUAGUAGCACUGGAUGCCACCCCAUCACCUCCAGUAGAGCUACGAGGUGGAGUAUGACACACAAGAGUUGCUGUAGAUGGUUGCUCUGUUGUCAGUGAUGAUGCAUCACUGCUGGCUUUCCUUGAGAGGAGAUAGCUGGCCAGUUCGGCCGACUUUGACUUUUUGAAAGGUUGUCCCAUUCCCUCCUUGACACUGGUAGGUCUAGUGCUGCAGUAGCUCAGUGAAUCUCCGGC
Molecule: messenger RNA, 2149 nt
Organism: Geodia barretti
Lineage: Eukaryota; Metazoa; Porifera; Demospongiae; Tetractinellida; Geodiidae
Source: the annotation of a GenBank genome assembly